CACCCCGCGCAUCAAAACCCGAAUCUCCCAAUCGUGCUUUGCCUCUGGCGCAGCAUGACUCGGCUCCACGCUAAAGAGGGAUUGACCAGGCUGGAUGCGAAUAUGCGUCUUUCAGAAUGUGAUGAUCCCCUUUUGAGGUGCUGAUCGCGGCUGAUGGAGUGGGGGAGCUGGAUGACCUGCAGACCAGGCCUGGGAACGGGAUGCGCAAUCUGUGCGGGCAUUAAUCUGUUCAGAUGCCCAGGCCCGCACGUCUUUUCACCGCCCUUUGGUCCGGCCCUCUGGUCGAUCGUUGUUGCCUUGGGCCAGCAACAUUUGCUGGGGCUCGGGAAGGACCGAACUUGUCCUUUUCGGGAAGUUGUUUCAGGGGUUCAACUUGAUGCCCGCCUGGAAAAUCCGACUGCGCACCGAAGGAAUAUUUAUGUCCUCGGGUUUCGACCACUGGACUUAGAGCGUAAAGCAAAGAAACCAACACAUGGGUAUACUGGAAUGUGUAUAUACUAUUACCCUAGGCUACCACAAAUGUGAGCCUUGUCGCUCGCGAUGUUACAAUAAUCAUGUGCAUCA
Aspergillus welwitschiae is the source of this 564-nucleotide messenger RNA. RefSeq lists its product as uncharacterized. The coding region runs from base 154 to 525 and encodes 123 amino acids. The record is from RefSeq and is a predicted model, not a curated record. Lineage: Eukaryota; Fungi; Ascomycota; Eurotiomycetes; Eurotiales; Aspergillaceae. The transcript has a single exon.